This is a messenger RNA of Beta vulgaris subsp. vulgaris (sugar beet), 6984 nucleotides long. RefSeq names its product lysine-specific histone demethylase 1 homolog 3. Bases 647 to 6466 code for a protein of 1939 amino acids. NCBI's taxonomy places the organism in Eukaryota, Viridiplantae, Streptophyta, Magnoliopsida, Caryophyllales, Amaranthaceae. Gene Ontology annotation, molecular function: oxidoreductase activity; protein binding. The transcript is spliced from 9 exons. The record is from RefSeq and is a predicted model, not a curated record.
CAAAGGGGACACCACAUCACCCCACCCUCCAUCCCCUCUCCGCUGACUCCACUUUCUCUCUCCUCCCAUCCCAUUUCUUUCUCCUGCCCAAAACACAAAAGGGCUCCUUUUCUUUUUUCCCUCCUACUGAACACACACACACACAUGUGUUAUAUUCUUCCCAAAAAAAAAUUUAUAGACAUAUUACUCUUUUAUAUUUCUUCACUUUAGGUAAUAUUUCUCAUUGCAGUUUUUUGUGCCCUGUGUUUUUUGGUAUUGAAACCUCUCCAUCUCAAGCUUUGGGAACUUUUUGUUCAAGGAUUCAAUUGGGCGAAUUUGCUCUCUUUUUCUCCUUCGCUUGACCUUUCAGGAAAAGGGUUGUGUAAUUUGAAGCAUUAGAAUAGUUUUUUUUAGCACUGGAGAUUUGGGUUGUGUUAUACGAAUUCCGGGUUUUUGCUAAAAAGCCUAAUUUUUCAUGAUUGAAUGUUGUUGGAGAAUACAAAGUUAGCUGAAUUAUGAGACUGAAUUAUUGGGUUAUGAAGAUAAGAAUGCCCCAGUUUGAUUUGAAUUGAAGGGUUGAUUGCAUGUUUUGUUCUGAUCCGAGUGUUUGGUUAGGGUUAGAAAGGAAGGGUCUUGGUUUGGGAAAUUAGGGCUGGUAAGGGAGAAUAUGGAGGGUGAGGACAAAAGGGUUGGCCUCAAAAAGAGGUCUAAAGGGGUUGAGAUUAAUGUGGAUUCAGAUGAUGACGAGCCAAUCGGGUCGUUGUUCAAGUUGAAAAGCAAGAGAAACCCUAAGAAGGUUAAGUCUGGAUCGGAUGGUGAGAAGGUUAAGGAGGUAGGGGUUAAGGGGGAGAUAGUUGAGGUUAUAAAUGUGGAUUUAGGGGGAAUGGAGGAUACCUUAGCAAGCUUUAGGAAGAAGUUGAAGGUUCCCAAGAAAGAUAGUGGUCUCGGGAACUUAGUGAAGAGGGACUUUGUAUCAAAACUGGCUGAAUUGUCAGAUGAAUGUCUUAAUGGGUCACACAAAAAUGAGGGUCUGGUAACUAAGUUGGUCCAGAAUGCAGAGGAUGAAGUUGGUGAUGUGGCUUCAGAUUCGGAUAUUAGUCAAAACUCAGAAGAGAAGCAAAAUGAAAGAAUUAAGAGGUCCAAGUCUGCUUUAGUUAAAAAGACUCCUAGAGUAUUUGUUGAAGCAUAUGAUGUUGAGAUGUUAGAUGGUAACUCAUCGGAUCACCAGGUCAAGAGAUGGGAAGGAAUGUUUAGUUCUGGAAACAAACAUAAGAAGAAGGAUACGAGGCCCAAGUCUUCUUCAGCUGCAAGGAGUCAAAAGGCUUUUAUUGCAACAGAUGAUAGUGAGGUACCAGAUGAUUAUGAAUUAGGUGAUAACGUAGAGGGGAAGGAAGGUCCAUCUACUAGCACUUCACAUGACAUUUUGACAGAUUCUCUCUCUUCAUUUUUAAGGAAGGCACAGUCUGGUGUACGCAAGAAAAUGCGUGCUGGAUCCGGUUCAAAGUCUAGAAAAGGAGUGGAGCCUGUAGAGGAAGAUCAAUCUCCAAGCUCGGAUGGUAUUCUUCUAGAUUCUCAAUCUACACUUGAAAGAAAUUCUCUUUUGGAUGCAAAGUUUAGAAGUAAUAAUCAGAAAGAAAUUUGUGUGUCUGGUAGUGGUCAACUCAGCCCUAUUGCUCCCCACUGUGAAACAGCUAUCGACCAGGGUUUGGAUGAUCCAUUUGGUGAAGGGUCUGGCAAUGUACCAAUCAAGGAUCAUGUAAAUACUGAUGGCAUGAUUAUAGAUACUAGUACUUCAGUUGGUGAUGAUAGAUACGGUGACACUUGCAAACCUGUGUUCGACCAUUCAUUUCCAGUUUCCCAGUUACUUGCUUGUUCCGCAAAGAAAAGAACAGAACUAAAUAAUGGUGAAUCUUGUGAGAAGGCUGAAAUGAACCAGGAGCAGCCCCUGAUUGUUUUAUCAGAUAAAGUAUGUGAAAAAGAUACAAUAAAGUUUCCUGUUGCAAAAGCUUAUAAGCAUUUUACUUCUGGUUCUCAAGAUGCUCAACUCCAGAAUGGAGUUGGGAUUUGUGCACCCUUAAAUGGUAGCAGCAUUGCAGAUGAUAUUCACUGUUCUACCUCUGAAUCAGACUUUGUGGAAGAAUUAUGUGAACCGAGUAAGCGCGAAUCUACUGAUAGAUGUGAUGAAGACUUUAUUCAGCAUGGUAUGAACACUUUAAGAGUUGAUUCAUUGAGUGCUGAUCAGCAUUAUGGAGGUGAUGCUCCCAUGGAAGCUGAUAUCAAUGAAGGAGCCAAUGGAAUGUCCUCUCCGCCCAUCACACUCGGGGAGAAUGGCCCUUAUCAAGAUGUAGGAUGCUUUCCUGAGUCAAACAACCAGUGUAAUUCUGUGCCGAAUGACCGUGCUGUCCGUAGAGCUAAAAAGCGCAAAGAUGGGGACAUGGCUUAUGAGGGUGAUGUUGAUUGGGAUGUUGUGAUGCAUGAGCAAAGUUCUCUUGACUCUUAUAAUCCUGUAAAUAGGGACCAGGGUGCUCAGUCAAAAGACAGAUUUGACUCCUCUUCAAAUGUGGAUCCUGAUUUUGAGGUUGGCGGAGCUGCUGCUGUGUCAGUUGGUCUAAAUGCCCGUGCAGCUGGUCUUUUAGAAGAGAUUAAAUUCAAGGAGGGUUUUAAACGCAAAGGUGGUUUGCAAGAAUAUUUGGAAUGCAGAAACAAGAUUUUAAGUCUUUGGAACAAGGAUGUCACUCGUGUUCUACCUCUUACUGAUUGUGGCGUUGCUGCAACUCCAGCUGAUGAUGAACCUGCUCGUGCUUCCUUGAUGAGGGAUAUCUACUUAUUUCUUGACCAAAGUGGGUAUAUUAAUGCUGGAAUUGCUGUUAACAAAGAGAAGGCAGAAGCCAGUGCUAGAGGGAACUAUAAACUGCUAGGAGAAAAGAAGUUUGAGGGGUGUAGUGGUGCUUCUGUUGCUGACUCAGCAGAUGGAGUUUCCUUUAUCCUUGGUCAGGUCAAAAGCCUUGAUGCACUCCCGAAAGCAGAAGAUAUUGCUGCUUUAAUUGAUGAAAUUCCUCGAGAAGAAGCUGUGAAAGAUGGUGCUGAAAGAGUACUUGACCCAUCUCCUGAUAAGCAGCUUGAUGAACGCCAAGGUGUAGGGGAACUUAAUGGGCAAGAUGCUGAUGUGAAAAUAUCUAGAGAAGUUGUAGAAUUGGACCUCUCUACUACUCAUAUACUUGGGAAGAGUCUUGAUGAUGCUGCAUGUCCUCAUCUGUCAAUGACGCAUAAUGCAUGUGACUUUGAAAGUCAGAAAAGGAUCAUAAUAGUGGGAGCUGGCCCUGCAGGUUUAACUGCAGCACGCCAUUUGCAAAGGCAAGGUUUUUCCGUCACCGUGCUUGAGGCGAGGAGUAGGAUAGGUGGUCGGGUUUAUACAGAUCGCUCAUCACUUUCAGUUCCCGUGGAUCUUGGGGCAAGCAUUAUUACAGGGGUUGAGGCUGAUGUGGCUAGUGAAAGGCGACCGGAUCCUUCAUCCUUGAUUUGUGCUCAGCUGGGUCUUGAGUUGACAAUACUCAAUAGUGAUUGUCCACUUUAUGAUAUCGUUACUGGUCAAAAGGUCCCUCCUGAUGUUGAUGAAGCUUUAGAAGCAGAGUUCAAUAGUCUUCUUGAUGAUAUGGUUUUUGUUGUUGCACAAAAAGGGGAAAAUGCUACAAGAAUGUCUCUUGAAGAUGGUUUAGAGUAUGGCCUUAAAAGACGGAAUAAAGUCCUCUCUAGAACAGGCAGUGGAAAAUGUGAAUUAUUGCAACCGUUGACCGGCACUCUCAACAACAAAAAGGGUUCUGAGGGCUUCCAUCUUGCAGAAUAUAGUGAUGGUAGGGAUGAAACACUCAGCCCCCUGGAGAGGCGAGUUAUGGAUUGGCAUUUUGCUCACUUGGAGUAUGGCUGUGCAGCAUUGCUGAAGGAAGUAUCUCUUCCUCAUUGGAACCAGGAUGAUGUUUAUGGAGGAUUUGGAGGCGCUCAUUGUAUGAUUAAAGGAGGUUAUGGUGCUGUUGUGGAUUCUAUAGCUCAAGGACUUUCCAUCCAUUUGAAUGAGGUGGUGGCUGACAUUUCUUAUGAUGUAAUGGGCUCAUUAGGAGCUGAUAAUUGCUCAUCCAAGGUAAAAGUAUCCACACAUAGUGGCAAUGAUUUUUACGGAGAUGCUGUUUUGAUCACUGUGCCACUCGGGUGCUUAAAGGCGGAAUCUAUCAAGUUCUCUCCACCAUUACCACACUGGAAACAUUCAGCCAUCCAGCGACUGGGUUUUGGUGUUCUCAAUAAAGUAGUCCUGGAAUUCCCCGAAGUUUUUUGGGAUGAUACUGUGGAUUACUUUGGAGCUACAGCUGAGCAUUCUGACCUAAGAGGUCGCUGCUUUAUGUUCUGGAACAUCAAGAAAACAGUUGGAGCUCCUGUUCUCAUAGCAUUGGUAGUUGGUAAAGCAGCUAAAGAUGGACAAGGUCUAAUCCCCUCUGAUCAUGUAAAUCAUGCUUUGAGGGUUCUACGCAAACUUUUUGGAGACAAUGCUGUUCCUGAUCCAGUCGCAUCAGUAGUGACGGACUGGGGAAGAGAUCCUUUUAGUUAUGGUGCAUACUCCUAUGUUGCUGUUGGAGCUUCUGGGGAGGACUAUGACAUAAUAGGUAGACCAGUUGAGAACUGCUUGUUUUUUGCUGGUGAAGCUACCUGCAAAGAGCAUCCAGACACAGUAGGUGGUGCAAUGAUGAGUGGGCUACGAGAGGCAGUUCGUAUUAUUGACAUAUUGACCACUGGUAAUGAUUACACAGCAGAAGCAGAAGCUAUUGAAGCUGCACAGAGACAAUCAAACAGCCAGAGGAAUGAAGUUAAGGACAUUGCAAGAAGGCUUGAAGCAAUUGAUCUCUCCCAAAUCCGCUAUAAGAGUCCAUCAGAUAGAUCCCAGUUUUUUAUUAGAGAAAGUUUACUACAGGAUAUGUUCUUUGGUGCUAAAACGUCAGCUGGACGAUUGCGUCUGGCUAAAGAGUUAGUAGGUCUUCCUGUUGAAUCUCUGAAGUCUGUUGCUGGGACGAAAGAAGGGCUCAGUGUACUCAACUCGUGGAUAUUGGAUUCCAUGGGAAAGAAUGGAACUCAGCUCUUGCGUCUCUGUGUCCGUUUACUUGUUCUGGUCUCCAGAAACUUGGUAGCUGUCCGGCUGUCAGGUAUUGGAAAAACUGUCAAAGAGAAAGUUUGUGUUCAUACUAGCCGUGACAUACGCAGCAUAGCAAGCCAGUUGGUUAACAUGUGGAUUGAGGUUUUCCGCAAGGAGAAGGCUACUAAUGGUGGCUUGAAGUUAUUGAGACACAUGUCAAGUGCAGAUUCUUCAAAAGUGAAAGGGAAAGAUCCAGGUUCCAGAAGACCUCCUAUACAUGUACAGCAUUGUGCAGUUGGAAAUAAGGUUAAUUCAAGCUCAAAGAAGCUGGCUGUAAAGCACGUGAAGGCGGAAACUUUAAUUGGCUCAAAAACAGACGGUCGAUCAUCAGCAUCACAAGUUUCGAAUGCUGCACCGGAUAGUAAGUUAGAAGUGGCUGAGAACAUACCAUUGUCUGAAGAAGAGCAGGCUGCUCUUGCUGCUGCAGAGGCUGCCCGUGCUGCUGCUGCCGCUGCUGCUCAGGCCUAUGCAUCAUGCGAAGCUAGGAUGAACACAAUGCAACUACCGAAGGUACCAUCUUUCCAGAAGUUUGCCAGGCGAGAGCAAUAUUCACAAAUGGAUGAGUCUGAGCGAAGAAGGUGGUCUGGUGGUGUUUUGGGAAGGCAAGACUGUUUAUCAGAAAUAGACUCUAGAAACUGUAGAGUUAGAGAUUGGUCUGUUGACUUCUCUGCUACAUGUGCCAAUCUUGACAAUACAAGAAUUUCUACUGAUAACCUUUCACAGCGAAGCCAUUCAAAUGAUAUGGCUUGUCAAUUGAACAUGGGAGAGCAUUCUGGUGAAAGUGCAGCUGGUGACAGCACUGCGUUUACUAAAGCUUGGGUUGAUUCUUCUGGUAGUGAUGGGAUAAAGGAUUACCAUGCCAUUGAGAGAUGGCAGUGCCAAGCUGCAGCUGCUGAGUAUGAAUUUCAAUCUUCUAUACAUAUUGGGGAUGAGGAAGAUUCUAGCACAAUGUCAAGACCCCUCACAGGGAAGCCCGAGGGGCCAGUGAACGACAGUGCUGUUUCACAGUUGACAGUAAACAAGGAGUUGGCUGUUAACCAACACAAAGGAACUGAGCAUAUUAAGCAAGGUGUUGUGGAUUAUGUAGCCUCACUGCUAAUGCCUCUAUACAAAGCGAGGAAGAUAGAUAAAGAUGGUUAUAAGUCGAUCAUGAAAAAGAGUGCAACUAAGGUCAUGGAGCAGACAACAGAUGCAGAGAAAGCGAUGGCUGUUUGCGAGUUUCUUGAUUAUAAGCGCAAGAACAAGAUUCGCGCUUUUGUUGACAAGUUGAUUGAAAGACACAUGUCAAUGAAGCCUGUAUUGAAGCCUUGAUGACGUGCAGUAUUAAGCUAUACAUACAAGCCAUCAUAGCACUUGCUGUGACUGCGAUGCUGGACAGUGGACUUCAGAGACCGUGGUUGGCGAUAUUUUGAUAUUCGCCGCAGACAAGCUGCUCAUAGUGUUCCGUCAAUGUAAAGGGAACAGAUAGGAGAAUUUCUGAAUGUUGAACCUGCGUGGAUUCACUCAGCUUUUCUGGGAUAUCUGAAGUUGUUCAGAGGAAUAUGCGGAGAUAUUGCCUAAACUUUGUUUAGGCCUCUGCUGAUGAUGCGAAGCAAGUCUUGAUAUAUCAUUCUUAUUUGCCAAAGGGAUCGGUUCAUUUUGAAGAAAACAUGGUUUUGAAUGCAUUCUUUCUUCUGCAUCGAAUUGUACUCAGGGUGAAAAAGAACGCCCAAUAUUUUUUUUCGUUUUCUGCACAGGGAUUAUCCAUAGAUGAAAAGCUCAGUUUUGUCUUCUUAACAUUGUACAGAUUAGGAUUGCUUCAAUUAGAAUACAACAUCUUUUCUUCUCUC